Messenger RNA from Chrysochloris asiatica (Cape golden mole), 1248 nucleotides. It is a transcript of the gene APMAP, whose product is annotated as adipocyte plasma membrane associated protein. Gene Ontology annotation, molecular function: strictosidine synthase activity. NCBI's taxonomy places the organism in Eukaryota, Metazoa, Chordata, Mammalia, Afrosoricida, Chrysochloridae. The record is from RefSeq and is a predicted model, not a curated record. The coding region runs from base 1 to 1248 and encodes 415 amino acids. Gene Ontology annotation, biological process: biosynthetic process. The transcript has 9 exons.
AUGAGGGAGGCAGACGGGCUACGGCAGCGUCGGCCUCUGCGGCCUCAGGUUGUCACGGACGAUGGCCAAGCUUCGGAGGCUAAGGACGGCAGCACUUUUAGUGGCAAAGUGUUCCGAACGACUUUCCUGAUGCUUGCUGUUUGCCUCACCAUUCCCCUGCUAGGCGCCAUGGUGCUGCUGGAGUCUCCCAUAGAUCCACAGCCUCUCAGCCUCAAAGAACCUCCUUUGUUGGUUGGUGUUCUGCAUCCAAAUACAAAGUUGCAACAGGCCAAAAGGCUAUUUGAAAAUCAGCUUAUUGGGCCAGAGUCCAUAGCACAGAUUGGGGAUGCCAUGUUUACUGGAACAGCAGAUGGCCAGAUUGUGAAACUUGAAAAUGGUGAGGUAGAGACAAUUGCCCGAUUUGGCACUGGCCCAUGCAAAACUCGAGAUGAUGAGCCUGCCUGUGGACGACCACUGGGCAUUCGUGCUGGGCCCAAUAGGACCCUUUUUGUGGCUGAUGCCUACAAAGGACUAUUUGAAGUAAAUCCCUGGAACCGUGAAGUGAAACUGCUGUUGUCUUCUGAUACACCAAUUGAGGGAAAGAAAAUGUCCUUUGUGAAUGAUCUUACAAUAACUCAGGAUGGGCGGAAAAUAUAUUUUACGGAUUCUAGCAGCAAGUGGCAAAGACGAGAUUAUCUGCUUUUGGUUAUGGAGGGAACAGAUGAUGGACGCCUUCUAGAGUAUGACACUGUGACCAAGGAAGUGAAAAUCUUAAUGGACCACUUGCAGUUCCCUAAUGGAGUACAGCUUUCUCCCACCGAAGACUUUGUCUUGGUGGCGGAAACAACCAUGGCAAGGAUCAGAAGAUUCUACGUGUCUGGUCUGAUGAAGGGAGGGGCAGAUAUGUUUGUGGAGAACAUGCCUGGAUUUCCUGACAACAUCCGACCCAGCAGUUCCGGGGGAUACUGGGUUGGCAUGGCAACUAUCCGCUCCAACCCUGGGUUUUCCAUGUUGGAUUUCUUAUCUGAGAGACCCUGGAUUAAGAAACUAAUUUUUAAGCUCUUCAGUCAGGAGAUGGUGAUGAAGUUUGUGCCACGAUACAGCCUCGUCUUAGAACUAAGUGACAGUGGGGCCUUCCGACGAAGCCUGCAUGACCCCACUGGCCUGGUGGCCACAUAUACCAGUGAGGCACAUGAACAUGAUGGACACCUGUACCUGGGCUCCUUCAGGUCCCCUUUCCUCUGCCAGCUCAACUUGGAGUCUGUGUGA